This is a messenger RNA of Dermacentor silvarum, 3064 nucleotides long. Its product is annotated as alpha-scruin. Lineage: Eukaryota; Metazoa; Arthropoda; Arachnida; Ixodida; Ixodidae. The record is from RefSeq and is a predicted model, not a curated record. The coding region runs from base 164 to 2761 and encodes 865 amino acids. Gene Ontology annotation, molecular function: protein binding. The transcript is spliced from 16 exons.
CCAAUUCUUUGCCAAUCCCUCAGUGUGGGUACGAGUCAUAGUAUGAGGCCAUCAUCAUCAUCAUCAUCAUCAGCUUGUGGCCGACUUGGCUUCGCAGUCCGCUGAGCGACAGCCGUACGGCGGCGGGGCUGGCCUCCGGUCCUCCUGGUAGCCGGGUACCAUCAUGUUAGGCUGGGGCAAGCGGCCUACCGCCGCUUCGGCACUCGACGUUAGCGUCAGUGGGUCGUCCUCGCCUUCAAAAAAAGACGGCAGGAGUACCAGGGAGGAGAACCAGGAGGUGUCGCUAGUGGGCAAAGUGCAGAACUCGGACUCGGCCGUCGUCGUUGUUCUCGGGGGCAUCAACCUCCAGGAACCGGACGACGUCUCGGCCGGAAAGUCGACGUACGUGUUCAAGCCCCAGCUGAACCAAUGGCUCACCUUUCAACCUCUGCCCGAGCCGCGACACUACCACGCCGUUGUGUAUUACGCCGGCUGCAUCUACGUGUUCGGCGGCUACAGUCCCGCCGACGUGAGCAAAGGGGAGGCCCGCGCCCAGCGCUCGGUGUUCAAGUUCCACGUGCGUGAGAAGCGAUGGGACAAGGCGGCCGACAUGCUGCACCCCAGGGCCUGCCACGGGGCCGCCGUGGUCCACGAGAAGAUCAUGGUCGUCGGUGGCAAGGACGACAAGGGAGAGAUCCUGAACUCGGUGGAGUUGUACAACCCGGCGUCGGACAGUUGGGUUCCGUACCGCAGCCUCCCACUGCCCAUCAUGGGUUGCGGUGUGGGCUACUUGGCCGGCUUGGUGUACGUGGUCGGAGGGGUGACCACCAAAAGACAGGUAUUCGCCGGCAUGGUGCCCGCCGAGGUGUUGUCCACCGUGCACACUACGGACCCUAACGAGCGCACCUGGCUACGCCGCCCCAGCCUUCCGGAGCCCCGUGCCUACUGCACCGCUCUCACCAUCCACCACGAACUGUGGCUGGCGGGCGGCCUCAAACCCUCGGGUCGCGACCCCGCGGGCUUCACCAACGUGGUCGACGUGCUCGCGUUCGACUCCCUCCGCGGUCGAUGGGAAUUUCGCUUCAAGUUGUCCCGUCCGCGGCACGCCGUGGCCGCUGCAAACGCCGACGACCGCGUCUACGUUGUCGGAGGGAUGACCUGCCUGGAUGGCACGUCCGUGGAGGACGUGGACGUGUACCACAGGCAGCGGCUCGGUUUUCUCGACUGCCAGUGUCUGCCCAAGAAGCUCACAGGACUGGCGGCAGUAACAGUACCACCAGAAUCAACGGAAGGGUCUGGGCCGAAGAGCGGCGCAAGCUCAAGGGCACCUUCAUCGCUGAAACUCGACCAAGGCGACCAGGACAAGCGGCGGAGGCCGCACAAGCCACCUAAAAGUUUGUACGCAGACAAGGACCGAUCAACCGAGGAGAUUGAGGUACCUCCCGAAGUGCGCAAGAAAUCUACGCCUCAUCCCAGACCCAGGACGGACGCUGGCGACGUCGAUGACAAUGCAGAGGGUGGUCACUGGCCUCCCAGCCGCUUGGCCGUCGACUCGAGCACCUUCCUCGGAGUGGAGGCGUGGAAGCUUCGCACUCCGCUGAGCCGACCCAGUCUGCCGCGCUUCUACCACUACGUCCCCGCCGCACCCACGAAUGACCCGCACCACGGCAUCACGGUUCGCGUCGACGACGACUUCAAGCGCACCAAAGAGAUGCUGGGACUGCGUGAUGCCAGCGGACUGCCGGCAUUCGCCCGGAAGCUGAGAAGGGUCAAGAAGGUGCAGGACGACACGCUUCCGGUCAUUCUCACCUUCGGCGGCCUCGACCCGAGAGAUCCGCUCAACUACGCCAACGGACGCGUGGUCCUGCACUACCACGUGCUCAAGAACCGCUGGGACCUGUGCGGGAUGAUGCCCGAGCCGCGCAGCUAUCACGCCGCCGUGCUCAUCGGGAAGGUCGUCUACGUCACCGGUGGGUUCGAUCCAGAGACUCGCAAGUCCGGAGAGCUGGUGGCCUGCAAGACCACGUUCGCCUACGACAUCGACGCCAUGGAGUGGAGCCGGAAGGCUGACAUGAAGAUGGGCCGCGCGGCGCACGGCGCUGCGUGCUUCCAGGACAAGCUUUACGUCUUCGGUGGCAGGGGUCGCUUCGGACGGGCCGUGGCAUCGACCGAGGAGUACGACCCGGCGUCGGACACGUGGCGAGAGGGCACGCCUCUCGAUGUUCCCCGCAUGGCCGUUGGGUGCGCCACGGUCGGCGACGUCAUCUACGUGGUCGGCGGCAUGGUACCGGAGUCGGACGAAUUGUACCGCGCCGUGGACAGGGUCGACAUUUACGACCCGAAGACGCACACGUGGUCCGAGGGCCAUUCGCUGCCCAAGCCUCGCGCGUUUCCCGCAGUGGCUUCGUUGGGCGAGAAGCUGUGGCUGGUGGGCGGCUGCUACGACAACUCGGAGCCCGGACUGUCGCUGGUCAGCCUGCGUGACGUGGACGUGCUGGAGCCGAGCGGAUGGGUGCACGUGGGCUGCACGGUGCACUCGAGACACGCCGCCGCUGUCGCUGUGGCCGACACCAACAUCUACGUCAUCGGCGGCACGAGCAGCGUGCUAAACGGGCCCAUCAAGCGACCGGAAGUGUAUCUGCAGCUGAACGACAGCUACAAGUUUCCUGCCGAGUACCCGGAAGCCAUGACGGGCAUUUCCGCUGUAUGCGUGCCUCCAGCGACGCACACUUUCCGGAGCCAGUCCCUGACGUGCAUGAUCACGGACACGCUGGCUGAAUAAUGGCGCCGCUGUUUCAUGUUCGAGCCUUGAGGCACUAGCGCUGUUGCGUCACCAUUACACGUCAUCAAACGAUCACGCGACCCUCCCUCGUAGAAAAUUUAGCUGCGCCGCGAUAUGCAUUCAGUCGUGGUGAAGUUAACCAUGCGAAUACAAAUAUAAUAUACAUUUAUUGCAUUUUUUAUGUACGUGAAUGUAAUUUACAUGCCCACUAGGCCUGUACGUGCCUGCACGGGUAGCAAGCGACCUUCCGUAUCUCUUUAAGCGGCCCUAUUAGUUUUACAUAUGAUUGCCUGAAUGUGUCUG